Molecule: messenger RNA, 1029 nt
Organism: Triticum turgidum subsp. durum (durum wheat)
Lineage: Eukaryota; Viridiplantae; Streptophyta; Magnoliopsida; Poales; Poaceae
Source: the annotation of a GenBank genome assembly
AUGGGCAAGCUCCUCUGCGAGUCCUCCUCCGGCGGCGGCGCCGUCGCCGUCGCCGAGGCCCUCCCGCCCUCCCCCGCCCCGGCCUCGCCGCCGCAGCUCCUCGCCUGGGCCGCCCCCGACCCCCCCGCCGGCUGGUCCGCCGUCUGGGCGCUCGACGACCAGCAGCGCCGCCGCCUGCUCCGGAUCUGGGAGCGCGGCGUCGCCUGGAAGCCGCCCCGCCAGGGGGGCGACGGCCCGGAGGCCCCGCCCCCCGCCGUCGUCUUCCGCCUCGACCACGGCGGGGAGGUCGAGUCCGACGGCAACUGCCUCUUUACCGCCGCGCGGAGGGCCGCCGCCGCCAAGGCCGAGGCGCGCGAGCUCCGGCACCGCGCCGUGCGCCGCUUCGCCGACGUCUACGCCGCGGCCGAGGCCUCCGACAGGGCCGCGGUCGACGCCGCCGUGCGCCACCUCUACGCGCCGGAUCUCAAGGCCGGCUGGGGCGUCCACGUCGUGCAGGAGGUCAAGCUGCUCGCGCCCAAGGCCGACCGCGACGCCCUCGACGCCGCCAUCCAGGAGCUCGUCGGCAUCGGCAUCCAAAGGGAACUGGCAGCCGAGACUAUCUACAAGGAGAGAUGUAUUGCUGUAGACGAUGGAGAUAGUUGGGCCAAGUACAUGUCCAUUUCUGGUUCGGCGGAGGAUGAGCAUGACAUAAUCACCCUGCAGUACACAGAGGAGGGCUUACUGACCAUUGAUGAGAACCGGGAUGGGCGUGCGGCUGCGUUUGGCGAUGAUAUUGCCAUCGAGUGCCUCGCCACCGAGUUCAAGAGAGAAGUUUUCGUGGUACAAGCACAUGGCACCGAUGCAAUGGUUGAUGAGGAUAACUGCGUGUUCUUCCUCCCACACCUCCCUAGAGGAGAAAUCUGUGAUGUGCCCAUCUUUCUAUUCAUGAAGGGAACAGCAUGGUGCGGUGCUGGUGCAGACCAUUACGAGCCAUUGAUCGCCACCGUCCUCCAGCAUGUUACUCCAGACAAGGCAGCUGUUGUACUUUGA